Molecule: messenger RNA, 2043 nt
Organism: Cheilinus undulatus (humphead wrasse)
Lineage: Eukaryota; Metazoa; Chordata; Actinopteri; Labriformes; Labridae
Product: M-phase specific PLK1 interacting protein
Exons: 2
Coding region: 122-484 (120 amino acids)
Source: RefSeq, a predicted model, not a curated record
UUCCGGGUUACCUUGGCGUGUUGUUGUUGUAAGAGCAGGCUGAAGCUGAACAGGAAAAACACAAAUAACCGAGAACUCCGAGGAAAAGUCGCCCUCUCCUCACGUCUCCUCCCGGUCUCUGAUGUACCGUGCUCCGGUCAGACCUCAGCGGAGUCCCGGGGCUCCGCGGCCGCCGGGCAGAUUCCCUUCCCCGGGUUCAGGCUGGGGUUUCCCUGGAGGAUCCGCUACCCGCGGAGGGUCUCCUCUCCGCAGCCCGGGCUACUCCCCCCGGUACUCCCCGGGCUUCUCUCCGGGUUCCCCGCGGGGGUUCGGGGCCUUCAGACGGCCCCCGUCCUUUAGUCCCUCUGCUCACCUGCAGCAGUCCAGAUCAUCUUCAGAUGCUCCAGUGGAGAAAUACUUCAGUCCAGCAAUGAUGCAGGACCCCUGGGCAGCUCUACAGCCCGUCCCCCAGCCUGUGCCCAUCGGAGACACACAGACGACAUAACGGGGCACAGAGACACCAUGACAGCAAUAAAAGACGCCAUCAGACAGGAAGUCAAGACACCAUCAGACAGGAAGUUAAGAUGCCAUCAGACAAGAAGUUAAGACACUGUCAGACAUGAAGUUAAGACACCAUCAGACAGGAAGUUAAGACAACAUCAUACAGGGAGUUGAGACACCAUUAGACAAAAAGUUAAGAUGCCAUCAGACAGGAAGUUAAGAUGCUAUCAGACAAGAAGUUAAGACACUGUCAGACAUGAAGUUAAGACACCAUCAGACAGGAAGUUAAAACAACAUCAUACAGGGAGUUAAGACACCAUUAGACAAAAAGUUAAGAUGCCAUCAGAAAGGAAGUUAAGACUCCAUCAGACAGGAAGUUAAGAUGCCAUCAGACAGGAAGUUAAGACGCCAUCGGACAAGAAGUUAAGACACAGUCAGACAUGAAGUUAAGACACCAUCAGACAGGAAGUUAAGACAACAUCAUACAGGGAGUUGAGACACCAUUAGACAAAAAGUUAAGAUGCCAUCAGACAGGAAGUUAAGAUGCUAUAAGACAGGAAGUUAAGACAACAUCAUACAGGGAGUUGAGACACCAUUAGACAAAAAGUUAAGAUGCCAUCAGACAGGAAGUUAAGACAGCAUCAGACAAGAAGUUAACACUCAAUCAGACAGGAAAGUAAGAUUCCAUCAAACAGAAAAUUAACACUCCAUCAGACAAGGAGUUCAGACGCCAUCAUACAAGAGGUUAAGACCACAUCAGACAGGGAAUUGAGACACCAUCAGACAGAAAGUAAAGACUCUAUCAGACAGGGAUUUAUGAUGCCACCAGACAUGAGGUUAGGACAACAUCAGACAGGAAGUUGCGACUCCAUCAGACAGGAAAUUAAGAAUCCAUUAGACAGGGAGUUGAGACAUCAUCAGACAGGAAGUUAUAACUCCAUCAGACGGAAAAUUGGAAGACCCCAUCAGACAGGAAGUUAAGACUCCAUCAGACAGGAAGUUAAGACAUCAUCAGACAGAAGAUUAAUUUUCCAUCAGACAGGAAGUCAAGACACCAUCAGAGAAGAAAUUAAGAUUCCCACAGACAGGAAGUGAAGACACAGUCAGACAGGAAGGUAAGAUGCAUCAGACAGGAAGUUGAGACACCAACAGACAUGAAGUUAUGACUCCAUCAGACAGGAAAUUAAGAUGCCAUCAUACAGGAAGUUAAGACUGCAUCAGACAAGAGGUUAAGAUGACAUCAGACAGGGAAUUGAGACACCAUCAGACAGGAAGUAAAGAUGAGCUCAGACAGGAAGAUUUGUGGCCAUCAAACAUAAAAUACAGACACUGACUGGAAACCAGACACACAUCUUUAAGGACUCAUCUUCUGAGCAUGCUCAGACACCAGCAGACUCUGUUUGCCAGCAGCUUUGUGAAAUUAUUAAAUCAGGGAUCAAACAAAUUUUUGUUGAAAUGUUUUUAAAAUUUUGAAAUCAAAUAAGAUUUUUUUCACAGUUUUUAUUCAGAGAAAAAUUUGUUACAAUAUUCAGUUUGUUGUACUUUUGAAAAUAAAAACAGAGA